Micromonas pusilla CCMP1545 is the source of this 936-nucleotide messenger RNA. RefSeq lists its product as uncharacterized. Gene Ontology annotation, cellular component: nucleolus. Gene Ontology annotation, biological process: maturation of SSU-rRNA from tricistronic rRNA transcript (SSU-rRNA, 5.8S rRNA, LSU-rRNA). The record is from RefSeq and is a predicted model, not a curated record. Lineage: Eukaryota; Viridiplantae; Chlorophyta; Mamiellophyceae; Mamiellales; Mamiellaceae. The transcript has a single exon. The coding region runs from base 1 to 936 and encodes 311 amino acids.
AUGGGCAAGUCCGCAAAGGCCGCCGCCGCCGGGUCCGCGCGCAAGAGCGGCAAACGCAAGGGCUCCUCCGUCGACGACGACGCCGCGGGCUUAGCCGCCGUCGCGGCGACGAAGACGAUCAAACCCGAGGACGUCGACAUGGACGACGACGGCGACGACGACGACGACGGCGGAAAGAGCCUCGGCGAGCGCGUCCGCGCGCUGCAACGAUCGCGCUCGCCGGACGCGACGACGACGGCGACGGAUCCGACCCACGACUCUGCGGAGGCCGCCGCGAGGGUCACCGCGACGGAGCGCGCGAUCGCGGAAGCCCUCGGCGGCGGCCGCGCCGCGCCCCCGAAGGCGGACUCGCUCGCGACGCUGCUCUCGCAGGCGCUCGUCGCGGACGACCGCGUCCUGAUCGAGCGAUGCCUGAACGUCUCCGACCCGAGCACGGUGAGCAACACCGUCGCGCGGCUUCAACCGGGGACCGCGAUCAAGCUCCUGACCGCGUCGUUAGACCGCAUGCGAACGAAGCCAUCGCGCGGAGAGCAGCUCGCGCGGUGGAUGCGCACGGUGCUGUUGCACCACGCCGCGUUCAUCGCGUCCAGCGCCAAGGCGCAGCGCGCGGUGUUGGAGCUGAUGCAAACCGUCGAGGCGCACGUCGCGAUGCAACGGCCGCUCCUCGCGCUCAUGGGUCGGUUGGAUCUGUUGCUGCACAAGCAGAGGAAAGGGGGUGAGGGGGAGGACGACGACGCGGAGGACGAGGGAGCGAGAGGGCCGCUCAGCGUGUACACGGAGGGGGAGGAGGACGUCGAGGAGGUUAUCGACGCGGACGACGACGACGACGACGACGGCGCGGAGAGCCUGAGCGACGAGUGGGAGACGGACGACGGCGAAGACGACGACGACCUCGACGACGACGACGACGACGACGACGACGACAUGGAGGACUAG